Messenger RNA from Dendrobium catenatum, 6099 nucleotides. RefSeq names its product MRN complex-interacting protein. Bases 74 to 475 code for a protein of 133 amino acids. Gene Ontology annotation, molecular function: chromatin binding. Lineage: Eukaryota; Viridiplantae; Streptophyta; Magnoliopsida; Asparagales; Orchidaceae. Gene Ontology annotation, cellular component: nucleus. The transcript has 3 exons. Gene Ontology annotation, biological process: mitotic G2 DNA damage checkpoint signaling. The record is from RefSeq and is a predicted model, not a curated record.
UCAGAUAAUUCACUCCCAUUGCUCCCAUUCCAUUUCCUCUUCUCUAAGCUGCCCUCUCUCCCCUAACAGAAAAAUGCCGAUCCUCUUUAUCGCCGUGCAGUGCGUGCAAUGCUCCACAAUGCAGGUUAAGCAGCAGAAGAAGAGCAACAACAAGUGGGUGUGUGCAGUCUGCAACCAGAGGCAAUCGGUGCUUAAGAUCCACGCUCGUGGAUUCCUAGCCCGCGACAUACGCAAAUUUGUUCAGGAGUUCAAUCUCUCCAGGAUAAAGCAGGAAUCCGGUGAUUGCGAUUCUUUCUCACCUAAAUCACCUAAAUCGGACGGUUUCCUCACUGCAUCGGAGAUAGGCAGUGCCUUGUCCUUUGGCGUCGAACCAGCUUGUCUGCCGAAGCGGAGGACGGACUGGUCUGAGUAUUUAGAUCCCGUAGAAGAUGAUAUUUACGUUGAGGAAGGAGAAGAUCGCGAUCCAGUCCAAUAGCGGCAGCCACUGCAUCUACUCAUGGAGCAGACACACCGUCAUCUAUUUUCCCAAACGUUUGAUCACAACUACCUAAAUUGUAUCAGCCUACAUGUGUAAACGUAAACUGUUGCUACAGUGUCUCAUCAUAGCUAAACUAUGUAUAUAUACUGAACACAGAUUUGUAAACAGCAGUAUUGCAUACAAUGAAAAUUACUAUAGUUGAAAAAAAAAGAGAGUUUCUUGGUUCUCUGUUCUUCAAACAUCUGGCAUCUACUUAGUUCCAUCUAAUAUCCGUUUUCUUCAUGGUAGCUGUAUCCUCCCAACGACCACUUAUGGAUGAAUCAGCUUCUUCCCAACCCGGCGAUCAAACUUCCCAAAUACCCACUAAGGAAACUUCAAUCCCAACCUCCCUCAUGUUUGUUAUUUCUGUUGGAGUUGCCUCAAAUUUGGCUCGACCCUUAUAUGUUUAUGUCUUUGACCACUGUUCAUUUAUCAUGUGUCGGUGGUUGUUUGCUCUGCAUUUACCCCUUGCGGGGUUCGAUCUGCCUGCUUAGGUUGCGGGGUCAAGGGGCAGCGCCUCUGCCGAGGUUUUCAGGGGCAGUGCUCUAGAACAAAUUUUGAUUGUAACGGUAAUUUUGACAUUUCGCUUAUUUUUCGGUGCCAUAAUUUUUCCCUAUAAGUAUGAUGUAAAGUGCUUAGGGUUUGUGCCGUCUUUUGAGGCCUUAACUUACAGGUCAUAACCUUGCAACAACAAUCUACUCUACUCUCAUCACUGUUGUCCUACCAUAUAUUCUUCACCUCGAGUCAUGCCAGGACAUCUAGUCUGCAAUUGAACGUUGCUUUUAAGCUACCAACUCUUAAGGUAUCUAGCUAAUAAAUGAGCUCCAUAACAUUUCUAUGAAAACAAUUCAAUGAUCGAAUAUUCAACUGCCAUCAAAACCCUCAUUGGCAAUAUUACAUUUGUAGGAUCCACAAGUGAUCUAGAAGACAUCAUCCUCCACACUCUCAGUGGUCUACCUUCCUCUUAUUAAACUUUCAAAACCUCAAUCAGAACCAAACUAACACCAAUCAUUCUAGAAGAUCUCUUCUCUCUAUUCAUUAGCAAAAAAUCAACCUAACCACUGAUGCCUCCAAAUAACACCUACAUGUUGUAGAUCCCUAUAUGUCUUUGUACAACACAUGCAGCAGAGCAUUUCAUGUCCACAAUAGACACUCUUCUCAGCAAACUCAUUGUGAUACACCAAGCACUCACAUAAAUUGGUUUGUUUCUAAUCCAGUCAUUUUCCAAACUUGCAACAAACAUGGUCACCAAGUCUCAAAUUCCUAGUAUCGCCUAAACAUCCUCUUCAGUCCUUCACUUCAGCCAUCCGCUCCAAGAGCUCUUCUAGCUAACUCCUCCAAUCCUCAAACAGAAUGGUUGUUAGACGCAUGUGCCCUAUAAAACCUCACCCGUCAACUGGAUAGCCUUAUUCAACCAACUAUCGAUCAUGGUAUGGAUCAAAUCACAAUUGCAAUGACAACUCCCUUCCCAUUUCUCACACCCAACCGUUGAUAAAGCUACUGAUCCAGCCAACAAAUAUAUUCAUUGCAAGUCUCAAGCCUCAACUGCUCUAGACCUGCUCCACUCGCAGAUUCCCCAUUACAGCUGCAGAACAUUUAAUCAUAGCCAUUUACUUAUAACAAACUAUUUCUCCUUUCAACCGUUAGAUGUAUUAAUGUUAAGCUUGUUGAUAUAUUUAUAGCAGUGGUAUACUGCUACUGUUUUAGCAAUGAAACAUGAAUAUGUUUUUGACUCAAGGCUCUGCAUUUCUUUAUCUUCUUCCAAUGCAUGUAUCCUGCUACUAUUUUAACAAUGAAUACAUGAAUAAGUUUCGCCUCUCUCAACUACCCUAAAUUCCAUAUUUUUCUCACAAUCUGGCUUUUGUCUCCAUUCUAACCUCUAACAACAAUGCUCGAUUUCAUUUUAUACUCUUGGCUUUUAAAUCAAGGAUUGCCAAGCAAAUCUCUUACUCAAGGGACUCUGUUUUAAUGGACUCUAUCCCCUUUGAAUAUCCUUUCAGCAACAUGGUCAUUCUGCCUUUAUAGCAUCGGCGUUUUUGGACCUUCGCAGGCAUCACCGCCUUGGUCAGCCUCAUCCUCAAGUCAUAAGUACAUUCUCCAAAUGCAAUCGCCAUCUUUUCAUUCCUUCUAAUACUCAUGUUUACUUUUCUUAUAAGGUUUUGAAGGUCACAAAUUUGCAUUUGUACAAUCUACUAGUCAGAAAUAUUUUCCAUUAGAACAAUUCACUUUGAUAUUGAAGGCCCAUCUCCAGUUACCUCUAAUCAAGUAUUACUACGUGGUCUUUACUCUUUACUGAUGCCUUCUCGUGUUUUGUGUGGUUAUUUUCUAAGCAAAAAUAAUUAGAAGUACCAUCCCACUUCAUUCAAUUUAAAACACUCAUUGAAAAUCUGUUGCCCCACAAAAUUAAAUGCUUAGUUGCUUAUAAACUAAUGGCAGCACCAAAUACUUAAAUAAAGAACAUCGAACCUUUCUCACCACUCAUGGUAUUCGACAUCAAAUAAGCUAUACUUACACACUAGACCAAAACUGCCUUACUAAACACAAAUGCAGGCAUAUCCUUGAAACAUCUCGACCAUUGCUCGUCACUGCCAACCUUCCCUAUCAUUUGUUACCCGACACUAUUCAGGCUAUUGUCUUCCUAAUCAACUAAAUGCCAUCAAUUGUUACAAACCAUAAAUCUCUCUAUCAACUGCAGUUCAAACAACAUCCACAAUACCCACAACUUUGCACUUUUGGUUGUGCCUGCUUCUCUUUGCUCCCAGCUUUGUAUCGGUACAAACUAGUACCUCACUCCACAAAAUGUAUUCAUUGGUUAUUCUGAUUUUUACAAAGAUUACAAGUUUCUUGAUCCUCAAAAUGGUCAAAUCAUUAUAUCUUGUCACAUCAAUUUUGACGUAGCUACCUUUCCCUUCCAUCACUUGUCUUCUUUAACAAAGCCUACAGACUCACCUAUAACCAAUCCAUAUCUUCUUACUCCCACACCACCCAUUCCUUCAACCAUAUUACCAACUCAACCAUCUGAACCUACAAAACAGCAGACCUCCUCCACCUCUCUCCCAACCACCCCUUCCUCCCCUACAUAUCAGUCACCGCCUUGACUACACAUCACUCCCAAUGAUUCCCAGCUGUCACCACCACCUAUCUCACCUCACCCCAUGAUAACAAGACUUUAAAAUUGAUCCCUCAAACCUUACCCCCUACUCAAUCUACUUCAUAACAAUUCUUCAUCACAUCAUCCUACCUCCUUCAAUGAAGCAAAUAAAUCCAAAGUGCUGGAUGAUGCUAUGGCUGCAGAAUUUCUUGCAUUUCAGCAAUAAGAUACAUGAACUCUUGCAUCACCUCCUCCCAAGUACAAUAUUAUUGGUUAUCAGUGGACAUACCGUACCAAACAAAAUGCCGACGGCACUGUUGCUCAAUACAAUGCUCAUUCUGUUAUGCAAAGCCAACAUCAAGAACCCGGCAUCAAUGAUUGUGAAACAUUUAGUUUGAUGUAAAGAUGCCAUCUAUUUGUAUCUCACUCACCUUUGCCCUCGGUUAACACUGGCAAAUUUAUCAAUUAGAUGUCUCCAAGGCAUUUCUCCAUGAAGUAAGUGUACAUGUGUCACCCCCAAGGAUUUCAAGAUUCCCAAUAUCCCACUACACGAAGCAAUUAAUGGUCUUAACAAGUUCUUUAUCAAUGGUUUCAUACAUUCUCUACUCAUCUCUUUCUCCCUAGGCAUCAAACAAAGCCAACCAGAUCCUUCUCUUUUUAUUCACGACACCAAAAAUAUUCUCAUCUACAGUUUUCUCUAUGUGGACGACAUACUUCUUAUUUGUAACUAUGCCGACUCCUAUACUAUGAUCAACAACCUUAGCCAGAAGUUCUCAAUGAAGCAUCUUGGCCAAACAACAAACUUCCUAGGCAUUAACAUCACCCAAACGCUCACUGGUCUCUUCUUAUCACAAUUUGCCUAUGAACACACAAUGCUCAACAAAGCAAGAAUGACCUCCUGCAAGUCCAUCGGCAGUCGAACUCCAACCAAAACCCUAAUAAUCUCAUCUUCUGUCACAUCGCCGUUCAGUCUAUCUCUCAAUCUUAUUGGUUCUCUCAAAUAUCUAACAAUCACUUGACCUGACGUAUCAUUUUCCAUCAACCAACUUCGCCAACGAAUGCAUGAUCCACUUCCUCUUCACUCUUGAAUCUCAAACGACUUCUCUGCUACAUCAAAAUAACCUUAAAUUUCGGCCUACCCAUCAAACUUGGCCCUCUUAUCCUUUAAUCCUUCUCAGAUUCAGAUUGGACAAGUGAUGCUACCACCCAACAAUCCACUACUAGCUAAUACUCUUACCUUGGACCAAACCUCAUCCCUUGGAGUGUCAAAAAGCAACCAACAGUGUUCAUAUUCUCAACAAGACAGAAUAUCAUGCAUUGGCGGUAGCAACUAUCGAUAUAAUUUGUCAACGCCGUCUACUCUAGAGCUUCUAUAUACUAAUAUCCCAAGCAAUAGAUAUCCAUUGUGACAAUACGUCAGCUGUAGCACUAGCAAACAAUCCCAUAUUUCAUCCUAGAACCAAACAUAUUGAGAUUAACUAUCAUUUUUUUCUUUGAGCACAUCAAGUCUCAAGAGAUUAGCAUCUUUCCUGUUUGACAAAUAUUCUCACUAAACCAUUAUUAACAUGGUACUUUCAUCUUCUUUCUGCCAAACUGACGGUUCAACAAGCCACCAUCACCUUGCAUGGGGGUAAUAGUGACAGCCACUCUACUCAUUGAGCAGAUACACCCUCAUCUAUUCUCCCAACAGUUUGAUCAAAACUACCUAUGCUAUGUAUCACCAUCAUGUUUAAAACUAAAUUGUUGCUACAGACUCUCAUAGUAGCUAAACUGAUCUGUAUAUAUACUAAACACUCAUUUAAACUGCAGUAUUGCAUACAGUGAAAAUUGCUAUAGCUGAAAUGAGAUUCUUGGUUCAAUGUUCUUCAAGCCUCCAGCGUCUGCUUAGUUCCAUCUAUUAUCCGUUUUCUUCAGUCAAACUAAUCGAAAUGCUUGAGCUGAGCUCAGAUCUAUAUGGGAUUGCUCUAGAUAACUCACCAUUUAGUUUCACUUGAGGCUUCAUUUAAGACAGUUCCUUACAACUAUUUUUUUGUUGUUUUCAAGUAAUUUUUUGUGCUAGAAAAUUGAUGUAGAAAAUAGCAAGUAAACCAUCCCAAACGAAGUUUGAGAUUGAAGCUUCUUUUGGGAUGACUUUCUUAUUGCUUCUUAAAACGAUUUUUUAGUACAAAUUUUUUAAUUUGAAGUAGAAAAAAGGCUGUCGAUUGGCUUUCCAUAUUGGUUUGGGUUGAAUUAGAGAUGCGUCCUUCACCACCCUAGUUAAUUUUACCAAUAUUCUUCUUUUGGUAUUUCUCCUAUGCAAACUAGGAACCCAAUUUCUUUCCAUUGUCAGUACAGAGCUCCCUACAAAGGAGCAGUAAAACCUUACAAAAUGUGGUCGACAACGAGAAAGAAAAAACCUGCCAUCAAAGAAUUUCCAAGAUUCUGCAAUGCCGAUUACAAAUGCAUGUGGUGACUCUUUUCUCAAAAAAAAAAAAAAAAAAAAAAAAAAAGG